Molecule: messenger RNA, 2597 nt
Organism: Marmota flaviventris (yellow-bellied marmot)
Lineage: Eukaryota; Metazoa; Chordata; Mammalia; Rodentia; Sciuridae
Gene: Nasp
Product: nuclear autoantigenic sperm protein
Biological process (GO): CENP-A containing chromatin assembly; DNA replication-dependent chromatin assembly
Cellular component (GO): nucleoplasm
Molecular function (GO): histone binding
Source: RefSeq, a predicted model, not a curated record
CAGCGGCGAGGGGUCCCUAAUCUGCCAUUUUCUGUCCCCUAAUAAGUCUCUGGCGUCCAAAAAUCCCUGUUUUCCUCACAGGUUCCAUUCCGCUCACAGGUCCACCACUUGAGGGGAACGAUGGCCACAGAGUCCACAGCCACUGCUGCCAUCGCCGCGGAACUGGUUUCCGCCGACAAAAUUGAAGAUGCUCCAGCUCCUUCUACCUCUGCAGAUAAAGUGAAAAGCCUGGAUGUGGAUAGUGAAGCUAAAAGACUAUUGGGAUUAGGACAGAAACAUCUAGUGAUGGGGGAUAUUCCAGCAGCUGUCAAUGCAUUCCAGGAAGCAGCUAGUCUUUUAGGUAAGAAGUAUGGAGAAACUGCUAAUGAAUGUGGAGAAGCCUUCUUUUUCUAUGGAAAAUCACUAUUGGAAUUAGCAAGAAUGGAGAAUGGUGUGUUGGGAAAUGCCUUGGAAGGUGUGCAUGUGGAAGAAGAAGAAGAAAAAACAGAAGAUGAGUCUCUGGUAGAAAAUAACGAUAACAUAGAUGAGGAAGCAAGGGAAGAGUUGAGAGAACAGGUUUAUGACGCCAUGGGAGAAAAAGAAGCCAAAAAAUCAGAAUGCAAGUCUUUGGCAAAGCCUGAAACUGGUAAAGAACAGGAGAAUGAAAUGGAGAAGGGUGGAAGAGAAGAUAUGGAUAUAAGUGAGCCUGCAGAGAAGUUACAAGAAAAAGUUGACUCGACUUCAAAUCAGUUAACUGAAACUUCUGAAGAGGCAAAAGGAGCAUCAGCACCAGAAGGACCGAAUGAACCUGAGGUCACUUCUGAGAAGCCAGAACAGGAAGCAUCAGAUGCUGAGGAAGGAAAAUCAGUUUCUGGAACUGAAGUUGAGAAAGAAGAGUGCAGAGAAAAAGGAGGUCAGGAGAAGCAGGGAGAAGUAAUUGUGAGUAUAGGGGAGAAGCCAGAGGAAGCUUCAGAAGAGCAGCCUAUAGUGACUCUAGAAAAGCAGGGCACUGCAGUGGAGGUAGAAACAGAAUCUGUAGAGCCAACAGUCAAGCCAGUGGAUGUGGGUGGGAAUGAAGUAAAGGAACCAGUAGCUACCUCUGAAAAUGACCCAGGAAAGGCUGUCCUUGAGCAACUGGUAGAGCAAGAAGUACAUUCUGCUGAAGAGUCAGAGGUAGUGACAACAGAAGCUGAAGAGGUCUCAGCUGCAGAGGCUGGAUCAGAGGUCUCUGAGAAGCCAGGGCAGGAAGGCACCGUUUUCUCUAAAGAUGUUGCAUUCAAUGGACUGUCAGCUGCAGGAGAUCAGACUCCUGUUGAACCAAAGACUUCUGCAGAAAGAUUGACAGAAACAAAAGAUGGCUCAGAGGUAGAGGAGAAGGUCAGGGCAGAGCUAAUUCCUAGCCAGGAGGAGACUAAGCUGCCUGUAGAAGAGUCUGAGGCAGCUGGAGAUGGGGUUGAGACCAAGGUAGCCCAGAGGGCCACAGAGAAAACACCUGAAGACAAAGUUAAGAUAGCUGCUAAUGAAGAGACAGAAGAGAGAGAAGAACAGAUGAAAGAGGGUGAAGAAACUGAAGGCUCAGAAGAGGAAGAUAAAGAAAAUGACAAGGCAGAAGAAACACCAAAUGAAUCAAUUCUUGAAAAUAAGUCUCUUCAAGAAAAUGAAGAAGAGGAGAUUGGGAACCUAGAGCUUGCUUGGGAUAUGCUGGACUUAGCAAAGAUCAUUUUUAAAAGGCAAGAAACAAAAGAAGCCCAGCUUUAUGCUGCACAGGCACAUCUUAAACUUGGAGAAGUUAGUGUUGAAUCUGAGAACUAUAUCCAAGCUGUGGAGGAGUUCCAGGCUUGCCUAAACCUGCAAGAGCAUUAUCUAGAAGCCCAUGAUCGUCUUCUUGCAGAAACUCACUACCAGCUUGGUUUGGCCUAUGGAUAUAACUCUCAGUAUGACGAGGCAGUGGCACAGUUCAACAAAUCUAUUGAAGUCAUUGAGAAGAGAAUGGCUGUACUAAAUGAACAGAUGAAGGAGGCUGAAGGAUCAUCUACUGAAUAUGAGAAAGAAAUUGAGGAGUUGAAGGAAUUACUACCUGAAAUUAGAGAGAAAAUAGAAGAUGCGAAAGAGUCCCAGCAUAGUGGGAAUGUAGCUGAAUUGGCUCUGAAAGCUACUCUGGUGGAGAGUUCUACUUCAGGUUUCACUUGUAGUGGAGGAGGUUCUUCAGUUUCCAUGAUUGCCAGUAGAAAACCAACAGAUGGUGCUUCCUCAUCAAAUUGUGUAACUGAUAUUUCCCACCUUGUCAGAAAGAAGAGGAAACCAGAAGAAGAGAGCCCCCGGAAAGAUGAUGCAAAGAAAGCCAAACAGGAGCCAGAGGUGAAUGGAGGCAGCGGGGAUGCUGUCCCUGGUGGAAAUGAAGUUUCCGAAAACAUGGAGGAGGAGGAAGAGGCUGAGAAUCGGGCAGAAAGCCGGGCAGCAGUGGAGGGGACAUUGGAGGCUGGAGCUACAGUUGAAAGCACUGCAUGUUGAGAGGGAACAGAACCUUCCUCCCAAGAGAGUGUUUUUGUAUAUAAUGUAUUUUUUCACUUUUGGGGAUUCUUUUUGUAUAACUUCAAUAAAGAUUGUAAGCAAAGGUU